AUGGACUUUUCCCUAGUUGAUACUCUCUACAAGAGUCUCAGCCCGUCCAAGGGUAAAACACGGUCCUUCCCCACCCUCCUGCUUUACGACACCAAAGGACUCAAAUUAUUUGAGAAGAUAACUUUCUUGGACGAAUAUUAUCUCACCAACACUGAGAUUGAUGUCUUAACAAAGCAUGCAAUGAGAAUUGUGGAACGAAUCCCAGACAACGCACAGCUGGUUGAGCUUGGUAGUGGUAACCUAAGAAAGAUCGAAAUCAUCCUGCGAGAAUGCGAACGAACACAGAAAAGAGUGGACUACUAUGCUUUGGAUCUAUCCCUACUUGAGUUACAGAGAACAUUUUCAGAGAUCUCGCCAGAGAGUUUCACAUAUGUUGAUUUCCAUGGACUCCAUGGUACCUAUGAUGAUGCUCUGGACUGGCUGAAGAACCAAGAGAACCGACAACGGCCAAUGGUGGUGCUAUCAAUGGGAUCCUCAAUCGGCAAUUUCAGCCGAGCUGAAGCGGCAGACUUUCUUGGGAGCUUCUCCAAAGUUCUUCAGCCUUCCGAUUUCCUACUGAUCGGGCUGGAUGCAUGCAAGGACCCAGAGAGAGUCCAUAAAGCUUAUAAUGAUUCACACGGCAUCACGCGACAGUUUUAUGAAAAUGGUCUUCAGCAUGCGAACACCGUUCUUGGCUUUGAUGCUUUUAAGCCCGAGGACUGGGAAGUAAUUACUGGUUAUGACUCCCAGGAUGGAUGUCACCAGGCGUUUUACUCCCCCAAGACUGAUGUGAUCAUUAACGAUAUUACAAUUCCGAAAGGCGAAAAGCUCAAAUUAGAAGAAGCAUACAAAUAUGGCCGUGAUGAGAGGGAUGAAUUAUAUCGUAAUGCUGGGUUGAUAUCACAGGUUGAAUUUGGGAACUCCGAUGACAGCUAUCAUGUUCUUCUUCUCUCACCUGCCACUCUUGACGUACCAACGAAGGCCUCACAAUAUGCGGCCCAGGCUGUUCCAACGCUACAAGAUUUUCAGUCGCUAUGGACGUCGUGGGAUAUUGUCACCAAGACUAUGGUCCCUAGGGAGGAUCUUCUCUCAAAACCAAUCAAACUCCGAAAUUCUUUGAUCUUUUACCUUGGCCAUAUUCCCACAUUUUUUGACAUUCAUUUAACUCGAGCACUCCGAGGGAAACCCACUCACCCCAAGUAUUACCAGCAGAUUUUCGAGAGAGGCAUUGAUCCUGACGUUGAGGACCCAGAUCAAUGUCAUGCACACAGUGAAGUACCUGACGAAUGGCCUCCGUUGGACGAAAUUUUAGACUACCAAGAGCGCGUUCGCAACCGAGCGCGAUCGAUUAUUCGAAACGGCUUGGCCUCAAAAGAUCGACUUAUCGGUGAGGCUCUUUGGAUCGGUUUCGAGCACGAGGCAAUGCAUCUUGAGACAUUCCUCUAUAUGCUUUUGCAGAGUGAGAAGACGCUCCCGCCGUCUGGCGUUGAUAUUCCAGAUUUCACACAAAUUGCCCAAGACGCAAAGGAUAACGCUAAGCCAAAUCAUUGGUUCCGCAUUCCUAUACAGGCUAUAUCGGUUGGCUUAAACGAUUCAGAUGAGACGUCUUUGCCUAAGGACUCUUUCGGUUGGGACAAUGAGAAGCCACAGAGGAAAAUCUUAGUUCAUUCAUUCGAGGCCCAAGCUCGUCCAGUAACGAAUGGGGAAUAUGCGAAAUAUUUGCAAGCAAAUCGAGUCUGUGCAAUUCCAGCAUCUUGGUUGCUUGUCGACUCUGAACAGAACAGCCCGACCACCAAGGAACUCAAUCGGUCGAGCGCAGGCGCUAGCGAGGAGUUUUUGAAAAACUUUGCUGUUCGAACGGUCUUUGGCUCUGUCCCUCUGGAUAGUGCACAGAGCUGGCCUUUGAUUGCAUCGUACGACGAGCUGGCAAAGUAUGCUAAAUGGGUGGAGUGUCGCAUCCCUACAUUUGAGGAAGUUAAGAGCAUCUACCAAUACGCCGAUCAGCUUAAAAAAGCUGGAUCUGACCAAACAACAAUUGGCCACAGCAACGGGACUAGCGAACCAAAUGCCAUACAGACGAGUCCUGUGUUUCGUGAUCUCGAUGGAUGCAAUAUGGGCUUCAAGCAGUGGCACCCCACUCCUGUGACACCUCAAGGCAACCAGCUUGCGGGACAAGGCGAGCUAGGCGGUGUUUGGGAGUGGACUAGCUCGCCCCUGCUGCCCCAUGCCGGAUUCAAGGCCAUGCAAAUUUAUCCAGGUUAUACCUCCGAUUUUUUCGAUGGCAAACACAAUAUCGUCCUUGGAGGAUCAUGGGCGACGCUACCGCGAAUUGCUGGGCGCUCUACAUUUAUGAAUUGGUAUCAACACAACUACCUCUACGCCUGGACUGGGGCGCGUCUGGUGAGAGAUCUUUCGGGACCUUAG
Molecule: messenger RNA, 2403 nt
Organism: Penicillium angulare
Lineage: Eukaryota; Fungi; Ascomycota; Eurotiomycetes; Eurotiales; Aspergillaceae
Product: DUF323 domain protein
Exons: 7
Coding region: 1-2403 (800 amino acids)
Source: RefSeq, a predicted model, not a curated record